UUUGUGCUAUGCUCCGUAGUGUACACAGGGUGCGAAGAUCAGAUUGGUAGCCCGCUAGGAUGAUCUAACGAUAAUAGAACGGGUAAAUGUGGUCAUGUUGCAGUCGCUGGCACUGAGUUCGCGGAGGACUGGCUGGAAUAACUGCAUUUCAUGUGGCGCCCUGGAGAAGCGCAACACUGAAAAGACAUAAGCCGCCGGAGACACACUGCUCCCCCACCCCCCAAACAAAAAAUGGGGUCUCGGUCUGUGAGCCUAAGGUGAAGUCUCUCUUAGCUAAUGGCAAAUUUCGCGAAUUACCAAGAAGGCAAAGCCGCUAUGUUUAUGCUGGAAACGCAACAGAGGGCUUUCGGGACUAUGCCUGCCGCAGCUGCGACGGAGAACGGCGGGGAACCCCCUUCCGUACUAAAUGGUUUUCAUCAACAACGGUCACUGCCCUCUGAUCAACAGCGGAGUGAAGCACAUCAACAGCAGCAACAGUAUCACUACCGGCAAAACGCUGCCCAGGAAAACAACCUGGAAUCACCGGCGAGGAAGGGUUCCACGUUCUCUCUUAACCGGGCACAUGAGGACUCAGCCGCUACUGCGUGCAACAUAAACGCUCCCUCAGCUUACCCUACUGUGAAUGCCAGUUCCGCGGUCACGGACGACAUCAGAAAGUGCGGGUACCUGAGAAAGCAGAAACACGGACAUAAGCGUUUUUUCGUUCUGCGGGCGUCGAGUCAUUUGGGACCGAGCAGACUGGAAUACUACGACAGUGAAAAGAAAUUUCGUAACGCGCUCCGCUCGACCGCCGCCGGCUCUACUGCAGCCUCAUCUGGCGGGACUGCGGUGACCGCCUCUCAACCGAAAAGGGUGAUCUAUCUCUAUCAGUGUUUCACUGUCAACAAGAGGGCGGAUGCUAAGAGUAAACAUCUCAUUGCUCUUUAUACUAAGGAUGAAUACUUCGCGAUUGUCGCCGAGAAUGAACCGGAGCAGGAGGAGUGGUACCAGGCGCUCAGCGAGCUCAUGAGUGAGGGCAAGAGAGGCCACAUGGACGCAGAGGAGACCGAUGACGGCUAUGGUACUGUAACUCCUGGCACUGACUUUAAAGAAGUGUGGCAGGUAAAUGUUAAACCAAAGGGCUUGGGCCAGACUAAGAAUCUAACCGGUGUGUAUAGGCUCUGUCUGUCUGCUAAGAGCAUACAUCUGAUGAAGCUGAACUCUGAGACGCCUUGUGUGAAUUUGCAGCUUAUGAACAUAAGGCGCUGUGGUCAUUCUGAGAGCUUCUUUUUCAUAGAGGUGGGCCGUUCCUCCUCUAUAGGACCUGGGGAGCUGUGGAUGCAAGUGGACGAUUCUGUGGUGGCUCAAAACAUGCACGAAACCAUUCUGGAGACCAUGAAGGCGCUCAAAGCUUAUGCAGAGUUCAGACCGAGAAGCAAAAGCCAGUCGUCUGGCUCCAACCCAAUGGGUUUUAUCACCACACGGCGGCACCUGGGCAACCUGCCUCCCAGUCAGACGGGGCUCCAGCGGCGGUCUCGGACCGAGUCUGUGGUGGGCACUCCAUCUAGCAGAAAGAAUAGUGGGGCGAACGGGUACAGAUUCCGAACCUCCAGUGAGGGAGAAAGCACCAUGAACCGCCCAUUUCGCUCUGUGACAGGUAGCCUUAUUCAUCUCAACACAGCCCGUGCCAACCUGAGCCGUCAGGAAAAUAGCAGUGGGGCUGGCGCACGCUACAUACGUGCCCCGCCGGGAUCCACCUAUCAUGCCCGCUCUGCCUCGCUGCCAGUCUCGCACUUUCCCUCGACUACCAGCCCAGUCAGUAUGUCAAGCAGCAGUGGGCAUGGCUCUGUGACCGACACCAUCACUCGCCCCUCCAGCACAUCCAUUUGUGGAUCACCGAGUGAUGGAGGUUUCAACUCCUCCGAUGAGUAUGGCUCCAGCCCUGGAGACUUCCGCUACUUCAGAGUACGCAGCAACACCCCUGAGUCCCUAGGAAACACGCCACCCAUCCGCGAGGAGCACUGCCUCAGUGACUACAUGGCUAUGGGAUUUAAUCGUGAUGUGUAUGGGACGAGCGAAGCUGAGGCAACCCGUGACGAAAAUGCUAACGAAGAUUCACAACCGGGGUCGUUAAGGAAGCGGACGACCUCUUUCUCCAGGCAGGUUGGGGGUGCUAGUACUCCAGUAGCUGUUUAUCAGAAGAUGACACAGACCACCUUCUCGCAGGACGAGGCUGUGGUUGAGAGUAGCUCCUGGAGUGCCAGUGCACAGACCAUCUCUACAUCCUCCUCUCUCUGCUCUGACUACAGCUCCAGUUCUGAACAUAGCCAAGACCGUUUUGCUAGCUUACGGCCUGCAGACGCCCAUAAAGAUGAUGGCUACAUGCCCAUGAUAGCAGGUGUGCUGCCCUCCACCAGUGAUGCAGACUACAUGCCUAUGCAACCAAAUAUCCAUCUCUCUGGCUCUCCACAAGUCCACAGUGCUGCUUUACCUGUUCCCCAGCACAUGGACUCUCAAGGCUAUAUGAUGAUGCUCCCUGGUAGGAGUGGGUCUACUGACUCCCCUGCCCCAUCCAGCCUUGACUUUAGCAGAAGUGGAGAUGGGCGGAGAGCCUCAAAUCACCUUACGAAUGCAGAAUACAUGGACAUGGCUCAGAACACCGCCACACCUAAUGCUCAAAAGGUUUCUAAUGAUAAUUACUAUGCCUUGACCACUCCUGUGAUCCCCAAGUCCCACAGUCCAUAUUUCUCCCUCCCUCGCUCAUACAAAGCUCCAUCCAGAGACCAGCCUGAACAUGACGAGUAUGUUGCCAUGAGUUCCCCAGUGAAAUCAGUCUGCACAACAGAUUGUAGUAGCAGCUGCCCACCUUCUGAAACCACACAUCAUAAUGGCUGCACAGACCGCCAUGCAGUUCGGCCAAACCGUCUACCCCUGGGAAGGCGGAGCUUGCAUGGCUCUUUACGAACAGGUGAAACUGCAAUGCGCCCUUCCAGCCCUGGAGAGUACAUCAAUAUUGAAUUUGGGGAUCGGCCCAACUAUCCUGUAUUCCCGUUGUCUGCUGAAGGCCCAGUCUCAACCCUCAAUAUCAGCAGAGAACAACGUAAGUCCCCCCUGCCACAGGACUACAUGAUUGUCGAAGUGGGCAGUCUUCCACCAAAGAGUCGGUCCCCAAGGCCCUCUCUGGUGGCCCCCUGGAAUCCUCCUUCAUACAUCCUGCCCUCCUCAUCCUCCCACUGCAACAAACUCGCUAUUGGUAAACCUGACGACUACACCGAAAUGUCCUUUGCAGCUGGGGAGGAGUCCAAGAGUCCUACAGACAUGCUUGAGCGUCUGUGUAUCCUGGAACGACAGUUUUUCCCUUUCACUCCACAGACAGAGCCCAAGGUUGUCCGUGCUGAUCCUCAAGGCAGGCGGAGACACAGCUCAGAGACCUUUAUGACAUCAUCAGGAACACCAGUUGGAAGCAGUCAGGAUGCCAUAGGCACAGUGCCUUGCAGCAGUCAGCAGGUGGGGUGCAGUAAGUGUCAGAACUCUGCUUCUUUUGACAGCGUUUGGACAGACAGUGUGACAUCUAGCAGUGAGGUGACACCAGGAACCUCCUCAGAAAGAGCCAAUUCCCCCUCUUGGAGGCCUGGAAGUACUUUACCUGCAGAACACCAAAAUGGCCUAAACUACAUCGCCCUAGACCUGAGAGAUGACCUCCAGCCUGGUAACACGUGCGGUCACGAUGCAGUUUCCUUGCCAUCCUCAAGUGCUCCUCCAGAGGACGGUGCCUAUGCCAGUAUAGAUUUAAUCAAAUAAGAGGGGCUUACGUCAGCAUCUAAAGACUGAAGACAGCCCAAUCAAAUUCUUGCAGAUAUGCCGGAUGACAUGAUGGCGCAUGACCCUGCGGUACAACACAAGGAUCCUGAGAUUUCUUUUUAUUGAAGUUAUUUUUUUAUUGUUCAGUGUGCUGUCACAGAGCGGACAUAUGUCCUGUAUGAGUUCAGUGCUUUAUUAUGAUUUGGAUCACAAUAUUUGUUUUGCUGCUUAAAAAGGGAGGUCAGAAAGCUACCAUAAUCCAUGAGUCUGGUUUGGGCAGGUGCAUGCUGUUAACAAGCAUCACUAACCUCUACAAACUGUAUUUAUUUCUCAUAAAAUUUCAGGUGCAAUACAGAUAGUUAGUGUUUAUGUUUAUGUUUUGCUUUGUCAAAGAAAACCUAUAUUGAUAUUGUACAGACUACAGAGGGGUUGUAUCUGUAAGGCAGUAGUGUCUCUUUAUUAAUGUCUUGCACAUCUUACAUUUUGGACCGCAGACACCUCCUUUCAGUAGUAUCAACACUGUUUCUCAGUCUGUGUCAGGACAAUUGCAUCCUGCUUUCAGUGCCUUCUUGGCAUAUGGCAUAGUCCAAACAUAGGCCUUUCAUCUGUCUUCUCUUACUAAUUUUUGAUCAUCAUCUUCUCUUUGUCAAAUGCAUUGGAGUGUCAGAUGGAGAGGUGGGGGGUAUGGUAUAUUUGGGUUAUACCCAAGAUGCCAGAUGAUAUCUUCUACAUUUGCUAAAAUGCCACCAGGAUGAGCACAGCAUUGAUUACAUAAUCCAAAUAAAUAUAAAUAAUGAAAUCUCUAGUUACUUAUUUGGUACCUACAAGACACUGUAAUAGAGGCCAGCCUGUCUUUAACCCUAUGUGAACAAAUAGCACAAUACGCAGGUACAAAAAGCUCAGUUCUGUCUUUUUAAUAUUAUUUUGUGUAUGCUUAUGGCAAGAUUGAAGGUUCUACUUUUUUUAAUCAACAAUCCACUUCAAUUAUACCUUUUAUGUUUAUACUCUUUUAAAGAUUGACACAACAUUUCAUUUCUGUAUUUAUAAUUGAUUAUAUUUAAAACAUGUAUUACUAACCAAUCGGCUGUUUAUUUCUUUACCUCUCCCCUCUCAGGUUUGUGCUCUCUGCAUGUCACGCUUUGAUCAGGCUAUUCUUACAGAUCAUGCAGAGAGCUCAUUAAUCUGUGGCUGCCACUGUGUGGUCAGCAGCAGUGUUUUCUGCAUUAAGAAAAUAUGCUGGAGAAGAGCGGGAAAUGCACACUACUUAAUCUGCAGCUUUAGGUUGAAUUGACGGAGAAAUUUUUGUAUUUACCCAUUACUGCAACAUGUUUGAAAAGAAUCAAAACAUAAUAUGAAUCAUAAUAACAUAAUACUUGUGACAAAGAAAGUUGCAAAUAUAAUAUCUGGUACGGUUGUCAUUGUUUGCUGUCAAUGGCAUGAAAGGAAACUUUGUGUUCUGCAUUUCAAAAGUGAUUAGUGUGUCUGGUUAAACCAUUCCUCAUGGAAUUACCAAACUAAUGUCUUAACUAGCACAGAUUAUUACAGUCGAGCUGUGCUUCUGUGGAAACAUGGUUUUACCAAACAUACCAACUAUAUUUUAGACCUAAAAUUGCCUCUACAUAAUGAAAAUUAGAUUUUAAACUAAAGCGUAUGGGAAUUUUUUAUUUUUUAUUUUAUUUUAUUUUUUUGUAACCGUGAGCCAAGUUGUAAUGAACUCCAUUUAAAUGUAUUUGAUUUCAGCCUUUUGCUAAUGUAUGUGAUUUAAGUUGGCUGCUGUUUUGACAUGAAUUUCGAGUAACCGUCUCUAUUCAUUAAAAUUUCUAUUUGGAACUUGAUUUAAGUGAUUACAUAGUACAGAUGUGCAGUUGUACAACAUUAAUGUGUUUUGCCCUUAUUUUUUUAUAUUUUUUAAAAGUUGGCUAAACUUUUUGAAAGGCAGUUUAAUAUACUCCAUUUCAAAAUCAAAGCGACAGGAUGAUGGGACAUACCCUUGCCUGUGUUGUCUUUUUGUAAUGUCGUCAAACCUCUGACUAACGUUUUGGUACACUUGCACUCUGCUUGCUGUUGUUUAUCAAUUCCAAAAUUGAUGGCAAAGUUCAGAUGUUGAGGUCAGCCUUUCAGAUAAACUCUGAGAGAAAAUAUAAAAAACCUAUUUUUAUGGCUAUGUCCAUGUGUACAUACUGAUGCUUUAAUCCUGCAUUUGAUUUGACAUUUGCUUUUUCCUCUGGUGGGAAAAAAAGAAAGUGAUGGCAGGUAAAUCAUUUGAGCUUAGUGUUUGCAUUUAUAAUUUUUUGCUUUCAAUAGAGCUAUUGCAAUAAAAAAAAAAGUUCU
Xyrauchen texanus (razorback sucker) is the source of this 6111-nucleotide messenger RNA. Its product is annotated as insulin receptor substrate 2-B-like. The transcript is spliced from 2 exons. The record is from RefSeq and is a predicted model, not a curated record. Lineage: Eukaryota; Metazoa; Chordata; Actinopteri; Cypriniformes; Catostomidae. Bases 277 to 3780 code for a protein of 1167 amino acids. Gene Ontology annotation, cellular component: cytosol; plasma membrane. Gene Ontology annotation, molecular function: phosphatidylinositol 3-kinase binding; insulin receptor binding. Gene Ontology annotation, biological process: insulin receptor signaling pathway.